UCCACGCCACACGCAGGCAGAGAAUCCGCAUGCUUAACACGCCACCACGAUAAGACGACACUUUUGUAAGACCUACGAACUUCACUUCCUCACUCAAAGCCUUCUCUCUCUUCCCGAAAGCUCCACCAACAACAAUGGCUACCCAAUAGAAAAUUCGCAGACAAGCAAUUAUUAGAGUUUCAAGAAUGGAGUCCGAACUCAAAGACCUAACCCCCAAAUCCAGCGAACCAUUCCCAUCCGAUGAUGAUGGUUCAACCAAAGGCGACCGUCCUCUUCUCAAACCCGACUCAACCACCGCCGCCGCCACCGCCGCCAAUUCGAAUACAAUCUCUCAACCAAACCUCGAAGAGCUCGAGAAGAAAUAUGCGGCGUACGUUAGAAACGACGUGUACGGUGUUAUGGGUCGUGGUGAGCUGCCAUGGAUGGAGAAGGUGUUACUAGGUAUGGCGCUCGUUACAAUCGUGCCACUCCGUGUAAUGGCGGCGACGACUAUAUUGGUUGCGUAUUACUUGGUUUGUAAAGUGUGCACCGUGUGUUUGGUCCCGAAUCGAGAGGAUGAACAAGAAGAUUAUGCGCAUAUGGGUGGGUGGAGGAGAGAAGUGAUUGUUCAGGUUGGGAGGUUUCUUUCUAGGGCUAUGCUUUUCGUUCUAGGGUUUUAUUGGAUUGAUGAGAGCUAUCGGAAUCCAUUCGUAGACGAAAAAUCGAAUGCUGAGACUGAGUGCAAGGAUCAAUCUGAAGAACCUGAAAGACCUGGGGCAAUCGUAUCAAAUCAUGUAUCUUAUUUGGAUAUUUUGUACCACAUGUCGUCCUCUUUUCCAAGCUUUGUGGCGAAGAGAUCAGUCGCCAAACUUCCUCUUGUUGGUCUCAUCAGCAAGUGCCUUGGGUGUGUUUAUGUCCAACGGGAGUCGAAAUCAUCUGACUUCAAGGGUGUUUCAGGUGUUGUGAAUGAAAGAGUUCAGGAGGCUCAUCAGAAUAAGCUUGCCCCAAUGAUGAUGCUUUUUCCAGAAGGCACAACUACAAAUGGGGACUUCCUCCUUCCAUUUAAGACUGGUGCUUUUUUGUCGAAAACUCCUGUGCUUCCUGUGAUUUUAAGAUAUCCAUACCAGAGAUUUAGUCCGGCAUGGGAUUCCAUAUCUGGGGUGCGCCAUGUUAUUUUUCUUCUUUGUCAAUUUGUAAAUCACAUUGAGGUGAAAAGGUUACCUGUUUACUAUCCUUCACAACAAGAAAAAGAUGAUCCACGUCUUUAUGCUGACAAUGUCCGAAGGUUAAUGGCUCGCGAGGGUAAUUUGACACUUUCAAAUAUUGGCUUGGCAGAGAAACGAGUGUAUCACGCUGCCCUCAAUGGUAAUAAUAGUCUGUCUUCUGAUUUGCAUCAGAAAGACGAUUGAUAAUUUCACAUCCUGGCUCAAAAGCUAGCCAGUUCCACCUGGGAUUUUAGUUUUCAUAACAUAGAGGAAGAGAGGGGUGGUCAUCUCUACCCACUAAAAUACGAAAAUACUGAUGUGUUAUCAUACUUCUGUAAUUUUCUUACUCACAGAAUGAUGAUCUGGGUAUAGGGGAAAAAUAUAUGUAUCUAUUAAUCUGAAGCAGCUCUUUCGUGUCCCUGCAGGUUUGUUUGUCCAACAAUAAUUGGGAUUCGCCUUCUGUAUAUUCAUUGUACGAUUUUUGUUGUUUCACAACGAAAAAAUGACAAAUAAAAUCAAGUUCAGAACGAGCAUUCUUAUAUUCAUUUGAAAUGUACAUGUGAAUAUUACCUUGCUGUAGAGCUUUGGUUGCUCUUUCAAUGGUAAAUAGUUCUCUUGAGUUCGCUUCAUUUUGCAGUUGGCUAGCACAGUGACAGGAAAGAUGAUAAAUUGUUUAAGAGCUGGUUUGGGUGACCCGGUAGCCAUUGCUGCUUAUGUCAAUGUG
Molecule: messenger RNA, 1908 nt
Organism: Ilex paraguariensis (yerba mate)
Lineage: Eukaryota; Viridiplantae; Streptophyta; Magnoliopsida; Aquifoliales; Aquifoliaceae
Source: the annotation of a GenBank genome assembly